GCUUUAACAAGACUCUACUUGGACAAAGCAACGUUAGUUUGGAAUGGUAACGCAGUGUCCGGGCAAGAAGAGCUGAUUAAAUUUUUUGAAAUGUUGCCAUCAAGUGAAUUCCAGGUUAAUGUGUUGGACUGCCAGCCCGUUCAUGAACAAGCUACUCAAGGCCAGACGACAGUCCUCGUGGUGACAAGUGGGACAGUAAAAUUUGACGGCGACAAGCAACGCUACUUCAAUCAGAACUUCUUGCUCACAGCACAGGCCACACCUACCAACACAGUGUGGAAGAUCGCCAGUGACUGUUUCCGCUUCCAGGACUGGGCCAGUUAG
Antrostomus carolinensis (chuck-will's-widow) is the source of this 324-nucleotide messenger RNA. RefSeq names its product NTF2-related export protein 2. The record is from RefSeq and is a predicted model, not a curated record. The transcript has 2 exons. The annotation marks the transcript as partial. NCBI's taxonomy places the organism in Eukaryota, Metazoa, Chordata, Aves, Caprimulgiformes, Caprimulgidae. Gene Ontology annotation, biological process: nucleocytoplasmic transport.